Messenger RNA from Podarcis lilfordi (Lilford's wall lizard), 6460 nucleotides. The record is from the annotation of a GenBank genome assembly. Lineage: Eukaryota; Metazoa; Chordata; Lepidosauria; Squamata; Lacertidae.
AUGUUGCAGAGCCGGCCGCUGCCCUUCUCGGCGCUGGGCGAGCCGGCCGUCGAGGCCACCCGGGACCCGGCGCCUCCGCCGCGGAGCCGCUUCGACAUCGAGUCGCUGCUGGCCAAGCCGGAGCCGCCCCGUCGGAGCGCGCCCGGGGCCAGCCUCUGGGCCGCCGCCGCCUCCCCGGGCGCGCUGCGCUUCGGCUGCGCCCUCCGGUUCCUGCCGGUCCCCGCCGUCUGCUUGGGCGAGAGGACCCCCGCGCUGCUCCCGCUGCCGCCCCGCCAGUGCGCCCCGACCGGCUGCAGGAGGCCAGGUGAGAGCCGAGACGGGGACCCCGGGAGUGCGGGGCAGGCGUGCACGUGGGAACGGGCAUAAGAGCGAGCAUCUUGCGGGGGGCAGUGGGUGGGGUGUCGUCUCAGGACCGCGCUCAGGUGUAGACUGCCUCUGACUCGGGAGGCUCAACACUGAGCCGUCCUGCCUGUAGCCUCGGGGGGCUUCUUGCGCAGCCGUCCCGACGAGGGGUUUGGAGCGAGGUUAGAGGAGGCUGCGGGGAAGCAAGCGACCCUCCCCACUUCCCAGGGCAAUUUCCCCUCGCUUUCCUUGUGGCAAGAAAGGGGAAAAGUCCAGUUUUUUUGGAAAGGGGUUUCUGGCGCAGCUGUGGUGUAGGGCUUUGUGUCAGACUGGGACCUAGGACCUGGGAGACCAGGGUUCACUGCCCCACUUGCAGGGUCACCUUGGGGGCCAGUGAUUUUCUCAGCCUAACCUCCCUUCAGGGCCGGAUUGAGGUUUGAUGAGGCCCUCAGCUUCUGAAGGUAACGGGGCCCUUUCUAUGUCCAGCUGCCCUUUGUCAACAACAAAUUGUCACUGUUUUUUUUGUGUUGAAUAUAUGCUACAUGGUAAUUGAUGGACCUAAUAGGUAUCUAAAGCCAUUUGUGUAUAACCAAUAGAAGCCUACACAACACAAAACACUGUUGCUGUAUGUGGGUUAUAUUUUAUUUGUUUUUUAUCUUACAUUUUGGAAAUGUACAUCCAGGUUUUUUUCUUUAAUUUUUUGUGGGGCCCUAAGCUAGAGCUUGUUUAGCUUAUACGUCAAUCCGGCACUGCCUCCCCUACAGGGUUGUUGGGCAGAUUAAAUGAGGAGGGGGAGGAGCAUGUAUAGGGCAGAUCUACUCUGAAACGAAUGAAGCUUCAGGACCCGAAUCCUGGAGGGCCCUGAGAAGCGAAUUUAGUCCACAUUGCUUAAAAGUUUUGGGUUUGAUAAACCCAAUUUGAGUCACAUUUUUUGUUGUAUAUAUUUCAACAUUCCCAAAGUCGGAGAGUCGAUAGCCCGGCUGUUGUGAAGGUGUUGUGAUCUGUUGAGGAACCACCCCAUUGAAGUCUUUCUGGUUGUGAAGGGGCCCCAUAACAGUUCAAGGUUCAGGGCCCCCAAAAUGUAGAUCUGCUUCUGACACCACCCAGAGCUUCUUUCAGGAAAAGGUGGGAUGUAGUUGCAGGGAUUAAAUAAAAAAGUUUUUCCAACCCUCUUAAUUAUGUGACAUACAUUUGCUGGUGUGCGCUUGAAUCUGCUUUGAAAAUAGUGUCUACUCCAAAGUAUUGAACUGAAUGGGGCUUCCCCCAGGUGAGACCAUGACUGUAGCAAAAGCCCAACUGGGACUCAUUGGGGAAAAGCAGACCCGGCCUCUGGCACGCCUUCCUGGUUGCAGCAAUGGCAGCCCAGGGACUGCAGAAGGCGUUGGGGUCUAGGCGGGCGGAUCAUAUUGCACCGAUUCUGCGUCAGUGGUGCCGGCUGCCCAUUCCUUCCCAAGCUCAUAAGUCAGGCAAUGAGUUUAUUGUUCUAAAAGGCCAUGACAAAUUCGGCUCAAAGUGUCCCCAAACCCUAAAGACCUCAAAAGCCCUGAACGGUUUGGGACCAGUUUAUUUGAAGGGCCCCCCCUCCAUGCCCCUUAUGCCCACAGGAGCCAGUCUCCAGCCCCAUGGAUCAUCUGAGAGAAAUCAGGUUCAGGGGUGCCAAGAGGAUUCUGCAACACUGUACGUGGAUUGGGCCCAAGGCAUAGAUUUGGCAUGUGCGUCAUGUCAUAGGCAGAUUCGCAUCCUCUUUGGCAGGUGGAAUGGAGGGUGCAAGAAUAAAUCCGUGGCUCAGCAUUCCCUGCACUGACAGGCAGCAUCUCUGCAGAGUUCUGGGCACUGCUACGCUUUCUUCUGUGUUGCCCAAUUUAUUGUCCUGCAAGCCGCCUUGGUGUUGCUUAGAAAUGAAAGCUGGCCUGCCAGUGGUUUUACGACAAAUAAAUCCCACCGGGCGGCCACAAAUUCCUUGCUGCCGUGUGAUUCAGGGGGGAUGUGGGUGGGUCACAGCUUGGAUGUCCAGCAUUUGUCAGGGCUCAUUGCAGGGGGUUGGACUGGAUGACUCAAGGGGACCCUUCCAACUCUACAAGCCUGUGGUUCUCUGACCUGCUUUCCCUCCCCCUCAGCGUCUCCCAGGCUAGUCGCUAAUCUGGCUAGUGGUGUAUUUUUCCUUGACCCCCGUGUCACUAGGAUGUCUCCCCCUUUGCCGUUCCAGAGCUGGAGUUUGCUCACUGCGCCCUUGCAGGUUCCCUGGGGGCUCCCCUUUCGUGGAGAUCGGGGGGUCCCUGCAAGAUGAAGAGGGUGCGCACCGUCUUUACGCCAGAGCAGCUGGACCGGCUGGAGAAAGAGUUCCUCAAGCAGCAGUACAUGGUGGGCAACGAGCGGGUGGACCUGGCCGCCACCUUGCACCUCACAGAAACCCAGGUAGGCAGUGCCCCCCCCCAACGCACACAGCAAGGCCAGGAGGAAGCUCAGCAUCCUUCCCCUCCGGCCUUCUCUUAAGAAGGAGAAUUAAACUGAAGCACAUCCUCCUCUUUCUGCGCUCCUCCCAGUGGAGGUGGGGACAGGUGUAUCCCUGCUUCAAGUCGUUUACAUGCUGCCUUCUCUUGUACAUUAUUUACUACAAAGCUCAAUGAGCAAGCACUUUAGUGUGGGAAUGUUCAGGGUGGCAGGAGAAUCUAUAUCUUCUAUAUCUAUAUAUAGAUUUAAAGGAGAAUAAUAUUGUUAAAAUGUAUUGUGUUUAAGAUAUUUGGAAAAAAAUAAUAAAAAUUAUUGGAAAAAACAAGGUGGCAGGAGAGGAUUUGUUGUUUAAAGCAGUAUGUGGACCGAGAACUCCCAGAAGUGCAAGCUGGAUUUAGAAGAGGCAGAGGAACCAGAGACCAAAUUGCAAACAUGCGCUGGAUUAUGGAGAAAGCUAGAGAGUUCCAGAAAGACAUCUACUUCUGCUUCAUUGACUAUGCAAAAGCCUUUGACUGUGUCGACCACAGCAAACUAUGGCAAGUUCUUAAAGAAAUGGGAGUGCCUGAUCACCUCAUCUGUCUCCUGAGAAAUAUCUACGUGGGACAAGAAGCUACGGUUAGAACUGGAUAUGGAACAACUGAUUGGUUCAAAAUUGGGAAAGGAGUACGGCAAGGCUGUAUAUUGUCUCCCUGCUUAUUUAACUUAUAUGCAGAAUUCAUCAUGCGAAAGGCUGGGCUGGAUGAAUCCCAAGCCGGAAUUAAGAUUGCUGGGAGAAAUAUCAACAACCUCAGAUAUGCAGAUGACACAACCUUGAUGGCAGAAAGUGAAGAGGAAAUUAAUAUCCUUCCUAGGGACGCGGGUGGCACUGUGGGUUAAACCACAGAGCCUAGGACUUGCUGAUCAGAAGGUCGGCGGUUUGAAUCCCCACGACGGGUGAGCUCCUGUUUCUCAGUCCCUGCUCCUGCCAACCUAGCAGUUCGAAAGCACGUCAAAGUGCAAGUAGAUAAAUAGGUACCACUCCGGCGGGAAGGUAAACAGCGUUUCCGUGCGCUGCUCUGGUUUGCCAGAAGCGGCUUAGUCAUGCUGGCCACAUGACCCAGGAGCUGUACGCCGUCUCCCUCAGCCAGUAAAGCGAGGUGAGCGCCGCAACCCCAGAGUCGUCUGCGACUGGACCUAAUGGUCAGGGGUCCCUUUACCUUUAAUAUCCUUCCUAACUUGCACUAGCAAGUUCCUUUACUUAGCAGAGUUUACAUUCCCCUUUACACAGCACAGCAGAUAGCUGGUUGCAGGCUCGUGUGAGCCUCUCACUAUUAUACAGUUCAAUCUCUCUUAGAUUGAAUUGUGCGUUCCUAGUAAGUUCCUAGUAAGUUCCCUCUUAAAAGAAUAAAGACGCCCCAAUCUUAUUCAAAGUCAAUAAAAGAAUUUUACUCACAUCAGUUCACAGUUGGAUCCCUGAAGGCAGACUUAGUUACAAAUAUGUACAUGUGGAUCUACCCCAUAUGGGGGAAUAAUCCCAGUGCUGCUUCUAGCUGAGAAGCUAGCAGAGCAGUCCUAGCUAAAAGCUGGUCCAAUGAAGAAGGAAGUCAAAAAGAGAGGAGGGGUGCUGCGUGACUCGACCUUUUGUUACCUGGACAGGUAAAGUCACACCCACCUUCCAUCACAUGCAAAAGGAAGGAUGCUCCAGCCAGGAGGAACAGGAAGUUUUGACUGGCUGGACCAAACAUUCCCUCGCAUGUCUUCUCUAGCAUUACAUGGAAUGUUGUACUUGACUGCCUUUCAUGGAUCACAUCCCACAUUUAGCAACGAAACUUCGCAUUACUGGAGCUCUGAAUCACUGAUAUGUCACAAGUGGACUCUUUAUUGCUGCGUUUGCAAUUAUUCAAGAUAAAAGAAGAAAUGAGCACUGAACCAUUGACAUAUUAUUACAAAUGAACACUUUAUUUACUGGGUUUGCUAUUGUUUGAGAUAAAACCUAUUUUGGAAACUACUUUUGCCAUUUUGAUGGAUGUUUAGUGUUUGUUUACAGAUAGUUGCCUUGGUGAUAGGAUCUUGUGUCGAUUGCAGCAGUCAUUGUCUCACCAGCCUGUUCCUUGUUUUAUUGUUAGACUCUCUUAAGAAGCGGCAUCUUGCAUCAAGGAGAGACCCAGGUGGUCAAGGACCUGGAAGCCAGGCCUGAUGAGGAACGGUUGAGGGAGUUAGAACCAUAGACUCGUAGUAGAGUUGGAAGGGAGCCCAAAUCAGACGGGCAGGGGGCAUCCUUGCGCGCUGAUGCUGUCAGGAUUGGGACAGGAUCGCUUCCUUGCUCAUCCUCCUUCCACUUUCUGCCCUUCUGCCUUGCAGGUGAAAGUCUGGUUCCAGAACAGGAGGAUCAAAUGGCGGAAGCAGAGCCUGGAGCAGAAGGCAGCCAAGCUCUCGCAGUUUGGGGGUCCGCAGCCCGUCCCCCGGGGGCUGCCAGACGAGGAGGACAGUGGCGAGAAUGAGGAGGGGGACGUGGACAUCGAAGUCUAGCGGUUGCUGCCCCAGCCGAGGACACCACUUUCGUUUUGUUUUAGCAGAGUUGGCAUCUGCCUCCUGGGGAGGCCAGGACUUGUUGGCGCCCCUGUGAACACCCCCAGAGCCUUGCUGGUCCACCUGAGGACUGAGGCGGGUGGUCUGGGCCUUUGGAUGCCAGUCUUGGUCUUUCUUUGCGUGCACACUCAUUGCCUGGCUCCAUCGGGCGGCAUUCAGCGAAGGGCUUCCGCUAGGACUUUGGGCUGUGCGACAGAACUUUCUCUGUCUCUGUGCACCCCUAAAUCUGUUCUGGGGAUUCCCCAGACCCCGUGGACCAGAGCUGGGUGGGGGCAGCAGGGAGAAGACAGGCAGGGGAUUUUGCAUUGCGCAGCCAGAAGUCCUUGCGCUAGUGGACUCUCUUGGCUGCAUUGCGUUCUGCUCGCUGCCUCUGCUUCUGGGCGCUAAUGUGGCGCCAGGGAGCUGGUCAGCAGGACACACUGGCGCAAGGAGGCUCUGUUGAACUAGCCAGCCCAUAUCCAGUCUCAGGAUUAUCUUCCAUGAAUCCAUGAAAUGAUGUAUACAUUAAUCCUGUGGCAGUGAGUCCCAUAGGUCAGUUACAUAUUGCUGUUCUUUCUCCACGACAGCUUAGUUUGGUAUUGUGAAUGGGCAGCCCUUGCUGUUGGAUUUGGUUUGCUCGCCCAAAGCUUUUGAGUUCUAUGCCAAGCCUCCUGAAUCCGGUGCCAGGGCAGAGGGCAACAGGGCUGACCUUUGCCCUUCAGGGCAAAAAUUGUAGAUCUGGCCCUGGAGCCUAAUGCAGACCUUGGUGAAUGUUUGAAAUCUGAAUCUAAUAUCUCAAAGUUUAAUUGUAGCCGUUAACAUUACACCAGGUCAAACCAUUUUCCUUAUGUAGCUCAGGUUUGUUUGCACAGACCGCCAACAGCUUUCCAGGAUUUGAGAUGGGGAAGAUUCCCAGCAGUACCUGGAAAUGCCAGGAGUUGAACCCGUGACCUUUUCAUGCUAGCAGAUGUUCUGCCACUGAGCCUCAACCCUAAACGUUCCCUUCCUUGCCAAGUUUGCCACCAACUCGGACUGGUGAUUCAGAGCCUCUCGGCCAUCUCAGGGUAUAACUGGUUGUGCCUCUUCCUUUCUUAAAAAAGCAGGACAUUGCAAAAUGGCC